UGCUCCGUUUAGGUUUUGACAAAUUGGUCAAAGUGAGAAGGAUUCCUAAAACUUGGACAGAGAAAGGAACCUAAUCAGCUCAUUUGCGAUGCGGAGAUCUUUUGCGAUUGCCUCGACGGCGAAGAGAUAUGUUCACGGCCAAGGUAAUCUCGUUACUGCUCCUCCGUCGUUGAUUUUCUGUUGCUGGAGACGAGCUUUCUCUGGUGCUAGUUGUGAUUACAGAGAGAAGAUUAGAAAUGGGUUUCUAAAAGAUAUUAAGUUAGAUGAUGCAAUUGGUUUGUUCGGUGAGAUGGUAAAGUCUCGUCCUUUUCCUUCCAUUAUCGACUUCAGUAAAUUGUUGAGUGCUAUUGCUAAGAUGAAGAAGUUUGAUGUCGUCAUCUCUCUGGGAAAGAAGAUGGAGAUGCUAGGAAUUACACAUAAUCACUAUACAUACAGUAUUUUGAUAAACUGUUUUUGCCGCUCUUCUCAGCUCUCUCUUGCUUUAGCUAUUCUUGGCAAGAUGAUGAAACUCGGGUUUGAGCCUAGCAUUGUCACGCUUAACUCGCUGCUCAAUGGAUACUGUCACGGGAAUAGGAUUUCAGAUGCAGUGUCUCUGCUUGAUAAAAUGGGAUUCAAACCUGACACCGUCACGUUUACAACUCUGAUUCAUGGGCUUUUUCUCAACAACAAAGCUUCCGAAGCUGUGGCUUUAGUUGAUCGAAUGGUUGAGAAAGGAUGUCAACCAAGUCUAGUUACUUAUGGUGCGGUGAUAAAUGGAGUGUGUAAGAGAGGCAAUAUGGAUUUGGCUUUAGAUCUCCUCAAGAAGAUAGAGAAAGGUAAAAUUCAGCCAAAUAUUGUGAUCUACAACACAAUCAUCGAUGGUCUUUGCAAAUACAGAGAUGUGAAUGAUGCACUCGACCUAUUCAACGAAAUGGAGAACAAAGGAGUUACACCGGAUGUUUUUACCUACAGCUCUCUCAUAAAUUGCCUUUGUAAUUACGGAAGAUGGAGUGAUGCCUCUCGACUACUAAGUGGUAUGAUUGAGAGGAAAAUCAACCCCAAUGUUGUCACCUUCAAUGCGUUGAUUGAUGCGUUUGUGAAAGAGGGAAAGCUUUUGGAGGCUGAGGAAUUAUACAAGGAGAUGAUCAAAAAGUCUAUAACUCCUACUACCAUCACUUACAAUUCACUGAUCAACGGGUUUUGUAUGCACGAUCGUCUAGAUGAGGCGGAACGUAUGUUUGAGUUCAUGGUUAGCAAGGGUUCUCUCCCAAACGUAGUGACUUAUACUACUCUUAUAAAUGGAUUUUGUAAGUCUAAGAGAGUAGAAGAUGGUAUGGAACUCUUCAGGGAGAUGUCUCAAAGAGGAAUUGUUGGUGACACAAUCACGUAUACCACUCUUAUCCAAGGGUAUUUCCAAGCUGGCGAUUGUGAUAAUGCCCAAGAAAUAUUCAAACAUAUGGUUUCUAGUGGGGUGCCUCGUGGUAUUAGGACGUACAACACUUUGUUAGAUGGUCUUUGUAACAACGGGAAGCUAGAGAAAGCAUUGGUCAUAUUUCAGGAUAUGCAGAAGAGUGAAAUGGAACUUGAUAUUGUUACAUAUAGUAUCAUCAUUGAAGGAAUGUGCAAGGCUGGUAAGGUGGAAGAUGGAUGGGAUUUGUUUAGCAGCCUCAACCUUAAAGGUGUGAAGCCUGAUGUUGUAACCUACAAUACAAUGAUCUCAGGAUUUUGUAGGAAAGGUUUAAAGCAGGAAGCAGAUGCCUUGUUCAAGAAAAUGAAAGAAGAUGGGCCUAUCCCAGAUAGCGGUACCUACAAUACGCUGAUUAGGGCAUGCCUUAGAGAUGGUGACAAAGUAACAUCAGCUGAGCUUAUUAAAGAAAUGAGGAGCUGCAAGUUCUGUGGAGAUGCUUCAACAAUAAGCAUGGUCACUAAUAUGCUGCAUGAUGGGAGAUUAGACAAAAGCUUUCUGAACAUGCUUUCUUAAAACAGGUUUGUAUUCUACAAGAGCAAAGGAAUGGUAAAGCAACUCUCUUCUCUUCAAAGCAUCUGUGAGGUGAAUCAAGUUAUUUAUGUUGCUGUUUUAGUAAUUAUAUGUAGAGAUAGAUUUUUUUUUGUAUUUGGUCGAUAUUGUGUGUGAGCUUCGUGAUGAAUAAACACAUCUGUGGUGAGCAUUAGAAGAAACUCU
Messenger RNA from Eutrema salsugineum, 2161 nucleotides. RefSeq names its product pentatricopeptide repeat-containing protein At1g63330. Gene Ontology annotation, molecular function: protein binding. The record is from RefSeq and is a predicted model, not a curated record. NCBI's taxonomy places the organism in Eukaryota, Viridiplantae, Streptophyta, Magnoliopsida, Brassicales, Brassicaceae. The coding region runs from base 89 to 1960 and encodes 623 amino acids. The transcript has a single exon.